GCGGCGGCGGGGGCAGCCGGGGAGAGUGGGGAGCCCGGCUGACAGCCAGAGGAGCAGGCAGGGCGGAAGGAGGAAGCACCGCGGAGGGCUGACCGGGCACAGCUGCGAGCGUGGGUCAGAGCGAGGACGCGGGCCAGCGCGGUCCGGGCCGGGCAUGCGGCGGGCGCUGGCCGCGCCGCCAGCCGGGGAGUCGGGCUGCGUGACCCAAGCGCGGAGCAGGAGCCCGGGCGCACGGCCGCCGGGGGAAGAGGACGGCGGCCGCCGGGGCAGGCGCGGCGCGCGGCGCAGUUGCAGGACUGGCGCGGAGCCCGGCGCCCGGGUCCCGCGCGGAGCGCAGCGCAGACAAUAAAGUGGCAGCGACAGCCCCGCGCGCCGGAGAGAGGGGGCGGCCGAGCAGGCUCUGACCUGGAGCCCAGAGGGAGGAUGCGCGCCAGGAAAAGAUGACGCCGGCCCGCAGCCCCCGAAACCCGGAGCCCAGCGCCACAGGCACGAGGAGGUCAGGCAGCGGGACAAGCGCUCGUUGAAGAUGACAGAGGGCAGGCACUGCCAGGUGCUCCUGCUGGACGACAGAAGGCUGGAGCUGCUGGUCCAGCCCAAACUUCUGUCAAGAGAACUGCUGGACCUGGUGGCUUCCCAUUUCAAUCUGAAAGAAAAGGAGUACUUUGGAAUCACGUUCACAGACGACGCUGGUCAGCAGAACUGGCUGCAGUUGGACCACCGAGUUCUGGACCACGACCUGCCCAAGAAGCCGGGCCCAGCCGCCUUGCACUUCGCCGUCAGGUUUUACAUCGAGAGCAUAUCGUGUUUGAAGGAUAAGACGACGGUGGAGUUGUUCUUCCUGAAUGCAAAGGCCCGCGUGCACAAGGGGCAGAUCGAAGUGGACAGCGAGACCAUCUUCAAGUUAGCAGCCCUGGUUUUGCAGGAAGCCAAGGGAGAUUACACAAGUGACGAAGAGGCCCGGAAGGACCUGAAGACCCUGGCGGCCUUCCCCACCAGAACCCUGCAGGAGCACCCCUCUCUAGCUUACUGUGAGGACCGGGUCAUCGAGCACUAUCUCAAAGUCAGAGGCCUGACCCGGGGUCAAGCCGUGGUUCAGUAUAUGAAGAUCGUAGAAGCCUUGCCAACUUACGGGGUCCAUUACUACGCAGUAAAGGAUAAACAAGGACUUCCUUGGUGGCUUGGCAUCAGCUAUAAAGGCAUCGGCCAGUACGACUUACAGGACAAGGUGAAGCCUCGGAAGUUGUUCCAAUGGAAGCAGCUGGAGAACUUGUAUUUCCGUGAGAAGAAGUUUGCUGUGGAGGUUCAUGAUCCACGAAGGAUUUCGGUGUCUAGAAGGACCUUUGGGCAGAGCGGCCUCUUUGUGCAAACCUGGUAUGCGAACUCCUCUCUCAUCAAGUCCAUCUGGGUCAUGGCCAUUAGUCAGCAUCAGUUCUACCUGGACCGCAAGCAGAGCAAAGCAAAAAUUCCUUCAGCCAGGAGUUUAGACGAUAUUGCAAUGGAUUUGACAGAGACUGGAACACAAAGGGUAUCCAAGCUGGUGACCCUGGAGGCAAAGGGUCAGUUCAUCAUGGCCAGCAAUGGCAGCCUAAUAUCCUCAGGUUCUCAAGACUCGGAAGCCAGUGAGGAGCAGAAGCGGGAGAAGAUCCUGGAGCUCAAGAAGAAGGAGAAGCUGCUGCAGGAGAAGCUCCUGAAGAAGGUGGAGGAGCUGAGGAAGAUCUGCCUGCGCGAGGCUGAGCUCACGGGCAAAGUGCCCAAGGAGUACCCCCUGAACGUAGGCGAGAAGCCUCCCCAGGUCCGGAGGCGUGUGGGCACCGCCUUCAAGCUGGAUGACAACUUGCUGCCCAGCGAGGAGGAUCCAGCUUUGCAAGACCUGGAGAGCAACUUCCUGAUACAGCAAAAGUUGGUCGAAGCUGCAAAGAAACUUGCCAAUGAGCCAGACCUGUGUAAGACAGUGAAGAAAAAACGAAAACAAGAUUACACAGACGCGGUGAGAAAGCUUCAGGAGAUCGAAAAUGCCAUCAACGAGUACCGGAUCAGAUGUGGAAAGAAACCCAGCCAGAAAGCCACGGUCAUGGUCGCAGAUGACAUCAUCCCCUCAGAGAGCAGCUCCUUGUCGGACACCCCCACCUACGACGAUCCCAAUGAUGCCUUCACUCUUUCUGGGCAGCGACCAAGUUCAGUACCUCACUCUCCAAGAAUUCUUCCCCCCAAGUCUCUCGGUGUUGAGCGAAUCCACUUCAGGAAGUCGUCCCUCGGCGAGCAGUUCGUGGACGCCAGGCAGUCCAGAGAAAUGCUGUCCGCACAGAGCAGCCCCUACAAGACUCUGGAGAGGCGGCCCCCAGGGGGACGCAGCAUGCCCACCACGCCGGUCCUCACCCGCAACGCCUACAGCAGCAGCCACCUGGAACCACAGGCUUCAUCUCAGCACUGCCGCCAGCGGAGCGGGAGCCUCGAGUCCCGGUCCCACCUGCUGUCUGAGAUGGACGACGACAAACCAUUUCUCUCCCUCUCCAAAUCCCAAAGAAGCAGCAGCACCGAGAUCCUGGACGACGGGUCUUCCCACACCAGCCAGUCCAGCUCCGAGUACUACUACGGGCCGCCCGCUGGCCCCUGCUACGCCACGCAGACCCUGGACACCCGUGCCCGGGGCCGGAGAAGGUCCAAGAGACAGAACGUGGGCACGUCCAGCUCGGGAAGCAUGCCCAACCUGGCUCAGAAGGACAGCUCGCACAACGGCGUGCCCUGCAGGGGCCCCGAGCUGCCCGCGUCCAGCUACUACAUCACGGCCUCCACGCCCUAUGCUGAGGGUGACCUGUACUACGGCGGGGGCUGCGUCUUCGAGAGCGACACAGAGGGACAGUACAGCCUCAACCCCUCCUACCGACCCUCCGCCCACUACGCGUAUGAGCGCCAAAGGGACUACUGCAGGUCCUUCCACGAGGACGAGGUGGACCGUGUGCCCCCCAACCCUUACGCCACCCUCCGGCUGCCCAGGAAGGCCGCCGUGAAGUCCGAGCACAUCACCAAGAACAUCCACAAGGCCUUGGUGGCCGAGCACCUGCGUGGCUGGUACCAGCGCGCCUCCGGGCAGAAGGACCCUGGGCACAGCCCGCAGGCCAGCUUCGACUUGGACAGGGGGUCCCCGCGAUGCCUGGGGUUCACGGGGCUGCAGGUACCCCGCUCCCCAAGCAGUCGUGCGUCCUCCUACUCCUCAGUGUCUUCUACAAAUGCUUCUGGGAACUGGAGGACCCAGUUAAGCAUAGGGCUAUCUGAAUACGAGACUCCAGCACCUUCCUACACCAGCUGCUACGGCACCGGCUACCACCCUUUGCCCUCUCCCAACAGGCAGUACCCAGAGGGCCGCCGGCUGGACGGUGCAGCUGGGACCCGGCUGGAGGGCGGCCUGGAGAGCGGGCAGCAGAGGCUGUACUGGCACGAAGACUCAAAGCCUGGGACGCUAGUCUGACCUGCCGUCGGGGCUCCUGGCCGCGCCUGCGUCUCACCCUGGUGUGCCUUGCAAGAUGUGCGUGUCUGCCCCGAGGCCGUGGGCUCCAGAGACCCAGGGCGCCCGGCUGAAGGCUCAGGCUGCCUGCACACCACCCUCUGCGCCCCAGGCACCCUUCUCCAGGUCUGGGCCCCCGGGGCCCUUGCAGGACAGGACUCCGCUGGAUGCCCUUCCCCUCAGCUCGCCCUGGGGAAGGGAGCGAAUCGUUGAAGGCAGACCUCAAAACUGUGACUGCAUUCAGGGAGGGCGUCCCGGCGGGCGGGAGGCUUCAGAGCACAAUUGGGAAUGAGGAGGGGCGGGAAACCGGGGUCCUGGGCCGCGGCUCAUCAGCACCUGUGACCCGUGAGCCCCGGAGCGGAGCGUCCACAGACACGGGCCAUUAGACAGUAUUGGAAAAUUACUUGAAGAGAAGCUGGGUUUCGGUGAAGUUGCGAAUGUGUGCAAAUGUUUUAGGCUAUUAUGAGGAGUGACUUUUCACAAGCACCGUGACAUGGUGACAUGAGCUCUAGACAGACACGGCCCUGGCAUCCUGCCGGGUGACUUCCUGGUAGCAACUGGGGAAACGCAGCAGCCCGCUGGCCACCUGAGUGCUUGGAGGGCUUCCUAAGGUACCGAGUCCCCAGCACCUGUUUCCUUCCCGCCCCCUCCGGUGUGAUGAGCUGUUCUUCUUCGGGCCGGGGACUGUCCCCCUUGCCUGUCCCAUGAAGUUGUAGACCCAAUGCAGUACGUUUUCAUAAUCAAGAGUUUGAAGAGUGUUUUAGGUGAUACCGAAAGGGCCCCAGACAAUAACCAAACCAAACCGAACAAAGCCACAUCAUCGUAGGUGAACUGCGUGCCUUAAGAUGGCGAACCUUAGGGAAUUCGGGAGCCCACCAGCUGUUCCGCGUCACCCAGUGGCAAAAAUGAGAUUAGCACUAAAAGAAAAAAUCCCUUGCCGUUGCGUAGAUUGAACUAUGAGGCUAGAGCUACCUCAUGCCUUCCCAGGAAGAACCGAUUGGCUGUGUUUUAUCGUGGGGUGGGUUGGUUGGUUGAACAAUUGAUUUCCGUCUUCCAGACCUCUCCUUGUCACCCUGACUGGCGUCACAGUCCCAUCAAAAGGUGCUCCUGGACCCUCCCCUUUUAUACCCGUUUCCUGUUCAUAUUGUGAAUAGAAACGUUUCUGAACAACUUUUUUGGAACAUUUUCUACCUAUAUUCCAAAGCAUGUAAUAUAUACAUAAAAAUGAUUUGCUAAACUGGUCCUUAGUCAUUUGUAUCAUUAGAAAUGAAGUCUGGGGGAAAAUUUGGAAAAAAACCACAAGCAAAAAAUAACUUAUUCCUUUUUGCAUAUUUGUAUAGCCUUCUAGAUGCAGAAAUGCCUUUUUGCAUAUUCUUUUACUGUUCUGACUUUUUAAGACCUAUUAUUUUUUUACGUAGGUCAAUAAACUAAAGGUGUGCUAC
This is a messenger RNA of Sciurus carolinensis (gray squirrel), 4944 nucleotides long. It is a transcript of the gene Frmd4b, whose product is annotated as FERM domain containing 4B. NCBI's taxonomy places the organism in Eukaryota, Metazoa, Chordata, Mammalia, Rodentia, Sciuridae. Gene Ontology annotation, cellular component: bicellular tight junction; adherens junction; cytoskeleton. The transcript is spliced from 24 exons. The record is from RefSeq and is a predicted model, not a curated record. The coding region runs from base 527 to 3466 and encodes 979 amino acids. Gene Ontology annotation, biological process: establishment of epithelial cell polarity.